ACCCCGUUUCCAUAAACACUAGGUUAGAAAAAUAGUUCAUAUUGGGAGGGUGAACGUGGCGGUGGGAAUUGAAUCCACAAUCCACAUGAUCGUUUAACGAUCAAAUGUUCCAUUCGAAGAACAAACAGAAUCCCAAUGUCACUAUCAUCCAUUUUUCUAAACCCACCCCCACCCUCACCCUCUUUCCUCCACCUCCACUCCCCCAACCGCCACAACCACCACCACCCGCCAAAACCCCUCCAAAUCCGCGCCAAAACCAACCCCACCCUCCAAUUCCUCAAACCCUACCUCCUCUCCCAACACAAGCCCAUCCUCUGCGGCUGGCUCUGCAGCGCCGUCUCCGUCUACUCCCUCUCCGCUCUCCUCUCCAAGCUCCCCAAACUCCCCAUCCUUAGCGCCACCGCCGCCGACGCCGCCCCCAUCGCCGCGCUCCUCCUCGUCGCGCGCCUCGCCGCCGGCUACGCGCAGCGCGCGCUCCUCUGGGAGGCCGCGCUCGGCGCCGUCUACGACCUCCGCCUUCACGUCUUCGACCGCGUCCUCCACCGCGAGCUCGCGUACUUCGAGGGCGUCUCCGCCGGUGACUUAGCGUACCGAAUCACCGCCGAAGCCUCCGACCUCGCCGUUACCUUGUACACUCUUCUCAACACCAUAGUACCUAGUACUCUGCAGUUGUCGGCAAUGAUGAUGCAGAUGUUAGUCAUAAGUCCUACACUUUCUUUGAUUUCAGCCAUGAUUGUUCCUUGCAUGGUGCUAGUUGUUACCUUUCUUGGUCAAGAACUUCGCAAGAUAUCCAAAGAGGCACAUGUUAGUAUUGCUGCUCUCUCGGCCUAUCUAAAUGAGGUGCUUCCUGCAAUUCUCUUUGUGAAAGCAAACAAUGCACAGUCAUGUGAGAAUACCAGGUUUAAGAGAUUGGCUCUGAUGGACUAUAAUGCAAGGCUGAAGAAAAAAAAGAUGAAAGCAUUGAUUCCUCAGGUUAUACAAGCUAUUUAUUUUGGAGUCCUUUCCAUACUUUGCGCUGGUUCGCUGAUGAUUUCAAGAGGUUCAUUGGAUCGCUAUAGCUUGGUUUCAUUCGUGACUUCAUUGCUUUUCUUGAUUCAGCCAAUCCAGGAUGUAGGGAAAGCUUAUAAUGAAUGGAGGCAGGGAGAACCAGCUGCUGAACGCUUGCUUGCCAUGACCAGGUUCAAAAAUAAGGUGGUUGAGAAACCAGAUGCUGCUGAUUUGGACCGUGUUACAGGGGACCUGAAAUUCUGUGAUGUCUCCUUUGGGUAUAACGAUGACAUGGCACUUGUUUUAAAUGCAUUAAAUCUUCACAUUAAAUCUGGAGAGAUAGUUGCUAUUGUGGGUCCUUCUGGUGGAGGGAAAACAACACUUGUAAAACUGUUGCUUCGGCUUUAUGAUCCUAUAUCUGGUUGUAUACUGAUUGAUAACCAUAACAUCCAAAACAUUCGGUUGGCAAGUUUGAGAAGACAUGUUAGCGUUGUUUCUCAAGAUAUAACACUUUUUUCAGGUACAGUUGCUGAAAACAUUGGUUAUAGGGAUCUGACAACAAAAAUUGACAUGGACAGGGUGAAGCAUGCAGCUCAAACUGCUCAUGCAGACGAGUUUAUUAAAAAACUUCCAGAAGGAUACAAAACCAAUAUUGGACCAAGGGGAUCAACUUUAAGUGGAGGCCAGAGGCAAAGGCUGGCUAUUGCAAGGGCUUUCUAUCAAAAUUCUUCUAUAUUAAUUCUGGAUGAGGCAACUUCGUCCUUGGAUAGUAAAUCUGAGUUAUUAGUGAGACAAGCUGUAGAGCGUUUGAUGCAAAAUCGCACAGUGCUUGUGAUUUCCCAUCGCUUGGAAACAGUUAUGAUGGCUAAACGAGUAUUCCUUUUAGACAACGGGAAGCUAAAAGAGCUGCCUCAAUCAACUUUGUUGGAUGGUCAUCACAAGGAUUCAUUGCUAUCAUCUGGGCUUGUUAUUUGAGUAUUUCCUGCAAAUGCAAGGACGAUAUGUAUAUAUAGUUUCACAUAAAUGGAUUCUAUUAAAAUAUUUAUGGUAAUGGUGAUAUAUUCAUUUUAUUUCACAACAAUGCGUGCGAAUGUGCGUGUAAAGGUGCAUCCUUCUCUUUCCAUUCCCUGUACAUUCUUUUGUAAUCACAUGUUAAUUUUUAUUGAAGGGUCAUGGUGUUUUUUAAUUCAUGCUCCAUUCUACAA
Molecule: messenger RNA, 2192 nt
Organism: Glycine soja
Lineage: Eukaryota; Viridiplantae; Streptophyta; Magnoliopsida; Fabales; Fabaceae
Product: ABC transporter B family member 29, chloroplastic
Exons: 10
Coding region: 136-1962 (608 amino acids)
Biological process (GO): transmembrane transport
Cellular component (GO): membrane
Molecular function (GO): ATP hydrolysis activity; ABC-type transporter activity; ATP binding
Source: RefSeq, a predicted model, not a curated record